Myxocyprinus asiaticus (Chinese sucker) is the source of this 3652-nucleotide messenger RNA. RefSeq names its product zinc finger DHHC-type palmitoyltransferase 17 (gene zdhhc17). The record is from RefSeq and is a predicted model, not a curated record. Bases 15 to 1880 code for a protein of 621 amino acids. Gene Ontology annotation, biological process: protein palmitoylation. Lineage: Eukaryota; Metazoa; Chordata; Actinopteri; Cypriniformes; Catostomidae. The transcript is spliced from 17 exons. Gene Ontology annotation, cellular component: Golgi membrane. Gene Ontology annotation, molecular function: palmitoyltransferase activity; protein binding.
GGUCGAGCAGCAAGAUGGCAGACGUUCUGGAUGAUUUUGAGAAAGAAGCUGGAUGCGUCCCUAUCCUGCAUCCUGAGGAACUUAAACCCCAGAGUCAUAACCAUGGCUACACCGAGAGUGUUAGCCGCAAGAGCCAUGUGGAUGACUACAGCACCUGGGACAUCGUCAAAGCCACUCAGUACGGGAUAUUCGAGCGCUGUCGUGAGCUGGUGGAGGCCGGGUAUGACGUGCGUCAACCAGAUAAAGAAAAUGUCACACUCCUACACUGGGCGGCAAUAAACAACCGCGUCGACCUGGUCAAGUACUACAUAUCUAAAGGUGCAAUAGUGGACCAGCUGGGAGGAGAUCUCAAUUCAACACCACUGCACUGGGCCACAAGACAGGGCCACCUAUCCAUGGUGGUGCAGUUAAUGAAGUAUGGCGCAGAUCCGUCUCUGAUUGACGGCGAAGGCUGCAGUUGUGUUCACCUGGCUGCUCAGUUUGGACACACCUCAAUAGUGGCAUAUCUAAUUGCCAAGGGACAGGAUGUUGAUAUGAUGGAUCAGAAUGGCAUGACCCCUUUGAUGUGGGCAGCUUAUCGAACACAUAGUGUUGACCCGACACGGCUGCUGCUGACGUUUAACGUGUCUGUGAAUCUGGGUGAUAAAUAUCAUAAGAACACGGCUCUGCACUGGGCAGUACUGGCAGGAAACACAACAGUCAUCAGUCUGCUGCUGGAUGCCAAUACUAAUGUAGAUGCACAGAACAUCAAGGGGGAGACGCCGCUGGAUUUGGCCAAACAGAGGAAGAAUGUGUGGAUGAUCAACCAUUUACAGGAGGCCAGACAGGCCAAAGGUUACGACAGCCCGUCGUACCUGAAACGACUCAAAAUGGACAAGGAGUUCCGGCAGAAGGUGAUGUUGGGAACUCCAUUCCUGGUGAUUUGGUUGGUGGGGUUCAUUGCUGAUUUGGACAUUGACUCAUGGCUUAUCAAGGGUGUGAUGUAUGCAGCAGUGUGGCUCGUCGUGCAGUUCCUCUCAAAGUCUUUCUUCGAUCACUCCAUGCAUAGUGCUCUUCCUCUGGGCAUCUAUUUGGCCACCAAGUUCUGGAUGUACAUCACCUGGUUUUAUUGGUUUUGGAAUGAUCUGCCAUUCGUCACCAUUCACCUGCCCUUCCUGCUAAACAGUCUGGCUCUCUUCUACAACUUUGGCAAGUCCUGGAAAUCUGACCCUGGCAUUAUCAAAGCCUCUGAGGAGCAGAAGAAAAAGACUAUAGUUGAAUUGGCAGAAACGGGUUCUCUGGAUCUCAGUAUAUUCUGUAGCACCUGUUUGAUACGGAAACCCAUCAGAUCAAAACACUGCGCCGUGUGCAAUCGAUGCAUCGCCAAGUUUGAUCACCACUGCCCGUGGGUUGGCAACUGCGUAGGAAGUGGAAACCACCGUUAUUUUAUGGGUUAUUUAUUCUUCCUGUUGUGUAUGAUCUGCUGGAUGAUAUACGGCUGCAUUUGUUACUGGAGGAUUCACUGUGUGACCAGCUAUACUAAAGACGGCUUCUGGAUGUACCUCACUCAGAUCGCCACCUGCUCGCCGUGGAUGUUCUGGAUGUUCCUCAACAGUGUGUUUCACUUCAUGUGGGUUGCUGUGCUCAUUAUGUGCCAGCUCUACCAGAUUGCUGUUCUAGGCAUCACAACAAAUGAGCGAAUGAAUGCCAGAAGAUAUAAGCACUUUAAAGUCACAGCCACGUCCAUCGAGAGCCCUUUCAGUCACGGCUGUAUGCGGAACCUCAUAGAUUUCUUCGAGUUGCGCUGCUGUGGUCUGCUGCGGCCCGUGGUUGUAGACUGGACCUCCCAGUACACAAUAGAGUACGACCAGGUGUCCGGCUCAGGAUACCAGCUGGUGUAGCGCGGUCAGAAGAUGAGAGAGAAGUGCUGCUCACCGGGACCAUCUUCUUUGCCGAGAGACUACAAACCUCACCCAGUCAGGAUUCGCAUGCUGUUAUUGGCUACCGUAACCAACCGACCCGCCUCUACCUGCCCACUGCACCCGCCCCCCUGCCAUAGACAGCACUACGAGACGCAGGGUCGAGAGGAACAGGAAGAGGAGGACUUUAAUGACAUCAGCAGCAUGCAGCAUACUCUCUAUUGGUUGGAAACGUUUUUUUGGAUUGUUUUGCACACAGGGUGCUUUUCCAUCGAGUUCAUUUUACUGUUUUUGUCCUGUGGCCCCUUUUCUAUUGCUUUUUUUUUUAUGUGAUAUCAAAUAUUCAUCAUUUAAAUCCUGGUUCAACUUGGAACUCUGAACAGGAUUGAGAUUCAGCAUAGCAUAAGCGGAAGUUGUGUGGCAAGAGAGAAUUCACUCAAAAAUGAAAUUCUGUCAUCAUUUAGGCACCAUUAUGUUGUUCCAAACCCUGAAUGACUUGGCAAGCUGUUGUUAAGAAUGUUCAAACUGCUCUUUUCCAUACAAUGAAAGCAUAUAGUGACUAUAAACUCUCAAGCUCCAAAAAGUGUCAUAAAAGUAGUCCAUAUAACUCGUGAACUAUAUUUGUGGUACUUUUACGAGAAGAAAUAUAACAGCAAAUGGUUCGAAAUGACCAGAAUGACAGUAUUUUAAUUUUUGGGUGAAUUGUUCCUUUAAGCUGCCUUGAUUCUCCUGAUCAUGAUUCUGUAUGAUUGCCUGAAUUUUGCUGAUAUUUUGAUAUCAAUCUGAUCAAAACAGGCAUCAUGUAGUCGCAUGACUAGAGAGAUGCCCUCUUAAAUAAUGUGACGUAAAACAUAUUUAUUUUAACCUAUUUAUAGAGUAUUUUUCAAAGAGUAAGUAUGGUACCAUGUGGUCAUUUUACAUGUUUUCAACAUUUAUACAUUUCAGUAUAUGUGUACAUAUACAGCAUGUUUAAUAGUUUAGGUGGGUGACAAAUCUCACAAAACCUGUAAAGGUCACAUUUGACUUGAAAAUCAAAAGUAUGAAACAAUAUAUUAUAUUUUGCCAUAUAUACAAUGUGUGUGAUUUUAUAUAUAUAUAUAUAUAAAAAAUUUUUUUUUUGCACCUACUUUUUAAGCAUUAUUUAAGAUUAUUUGCAAAUAAUUUCACAAUGCGUCAAUCAUAAUGGUCCUAAAAUAGGCUUAAUUGUUUUAUUUAAAUGAUCUUUUUUCCCGUUUUGGGGUAAAAUUUGGCCUUACCAUGUUCUUGACAGGUUUCGUGAGAUUCACCCUGGUGCCCUUAGAUUUUAAAUAACACACUCCUAUGUGAAACUCUAUUUAUUAUGUAUGUGUAGUUUUAGAAAGUUUAUACAUUAAAAAUGCUGUUUUGGGAAAGCCAUUAAGUGGACCUGAUAGCUGUAUAAACUUAAUGGAAUAUACAGUUUAAUAUGCCAGCCCGCAAGAGGGGCUCCUUCCGUUUGUUUUUUUAUUUUUGGUCGUGGCGGCUUUUUUGUCUGCCUAAAAACAAUGCACUGAUUUUUAUUUUAUUUAUUUUAUUUUUGUUGUUACUGAAGAAUCAAGCUUGAUAUUCCACUGUCUCCGAGGGAGCUUUGCGUUUUACGUAAAGAGCAAGCUCCUCCACCUUUUGCUCUCCUCAGUUUCCUCUUCCUGUUGGUGCGGUAUUGUCAUAGCAGCAGCUGACGGGAUGAACUUGAUGUAAAGAAUGUGCAUCUGUACAUAAACAAUUUAUUUCUGUGA